AUGGUAUAUUAUAAUACGCUUCAGGCAAUAGCAGCUUCGCAGAGGGACGCCUUCAACAAAAUAUUACAAUAUGCAAACAAAAAUAGACUCCCGGGAGGCUUAAAGGACCAAAUAUUGGCACACAUGCAAUUGAAGUUUAAGACUGCAGAGUUGCAGCAAGAAGUGCUACAAGAGCUACCUAAAACGAUAAGAUCCAGCAUUGCUCAGCAUCUUUUCCAAAACAUAGUUGAAACAGCAUAUUUAUUUAAAGGAGUUUCUGAUUGCUUGACUGAGCUCAUAAAAGUUUUUCAGUUUUUAUUCGAACUUCAAUCUGGAGGCAUGGCAGGAGAAAUAGGCAUGAUGUUUAAUAUUCCGCAACCUUUUACAGUGAGAAGUAGAGAGCUCUCCCAGGUCAUACGAAUCAAUCAUCACCACUUCAAGCAGAUGGUGCAACCAUUUAGUGACGAUGGGAAGGCAAUCAUGUACAACUAUAUUCAGUAUUUGAAGGGCCUCAAAGGCAAGGUGCUAGAAAAUAUAUCAUGUGUAACAGAAUUGUUGGAUGACCUUUAUGAUGAGCUAAAAUCUUUAGGCAAUACAAUUAGCGAACGAGAGAAUGAUGACUGUCACAAGAACAAAAUUCUGCCAGGAAGUCCCAAAGCUCUUCAAUAUCUUGCUUUAAACAAUGUUCUCGAGAAAAGGAUAACUAAGUUGAUUGGAGGCUUGUGUACGCAGAGAGAAAAUUCGAAAAAAGAGGAAGCAAGAUUCUCAUGGCUGACGGCUCAGGAGUAG
Molecule: messenger RNA, 768 nt
Organism: Sphenostylis stenocarpa
Lineage: Eukaryota; Viridiplantae; Streptophyta; Magnoliopsida; Fabales; Fabaceae
Source: the annotation of a GenBank genome assembly